Drosophila kikkawai is the source of this 6083-nucleotide messenger RNA. RefSeq names its product folliculin-interacting protein 2. Gene Ontology annotation, cellular component: cytoplasm. NCBI's taxonomy places the organism in Eukaryota, Metazoa, Arthropoda, Insecta, Diptera, Drosophilidae. The record is from RefSeq and is a predicted model, not a curated record. Gene Ontology annotation, molecular function: protein-folding chaperone binding; ATPase inhibitor activity.
CGCUCAUUCGUUGUGUUUGUGUUUGUGAUUGUAAAUAAAGGCCAAACAUUCAGCGGGAAACUGUUAAAAUCAACCUUUAAACCGGAAUGUAGCACCUCGAAAGGGAGCAAACAUCAACCGCAGUGUUCAAUUAAAUUAAGUGACUGGACAAGCGGGGCUUUCAGCGCCCAGGGCACAAGAAUAGACGGCUAUAAGAGGUGGGCAGGAAGUGGGAAGUGCGUUGAUUGACAACAAACAAGGCGAAAGACGAAAAAAUAUAUAUGUAUAUUGUGUGUGUGUAUUGGCCAAAUGAAGCUCGCGCGUUGGUCAUAAAUAUUAGUAGCAGAAAAUCCAAAGUUUUGAGCCAACGUUAUUCUCACACACAACACUCGUUCGCGAGCAGAUCUCUUCGCCACCUCGCACUCGCUCACUCUCCCUCUCUCGCUCCCACACAAGUGAAAUAGUCUCGUCGGCCUGUCGAGGCGGUCGGUUUUGUCCGCUAUCGUUCGCCGAGUUAUUGAUAUUGGAGGGUGUUAACGGACUGCUUUUGCACCUUAUACUGGUGUUAUCAUGGCUGCGUCUCUUGCAAACUUUUUAAAGCGGACGCCAGCGAUAUUUGGUUCUCAUUUCGGUGUGGAACGGUAAAGAACCUGCGUCGAGACGGCAGCGAUUUCCGCCGCAAUUCGCAAGAAUAACACACAAAAAUAGCCAUAUUUUUUCCCCAAUCAAAAGCAGUGAGUUUGUGUGCGUGUAUGUGCAAAUACAGGAAGAGAUCGGAUCUGAUCUAAAAGAAAAAUCGAAAGAAAAUACGGUGUGCAAAAGAAAAGUGCAAAGCGAAAGUUUUGAUUGUGCAGCAUCCGCCAUCUCGCUCUGGCUGGCGCGCGUGUGUCGCCCGACUAACGGUAACGCCUCGCCUCGUCUCGCCUUGCAUUGCCUCUCGCUCACUCCAACGCCAAAAGCCAACACCAACACAUUCCAAGGAAAGCGAAAAGCGCGAGCGCGUGUGUGACUCAAGUGAUUUUUGAAUUUCGAUUUUGAUUUCCAUUAAAUAAAAACCGGAGGCUGGCCAGAUGUGUUUAUUAAAUGAUUGCGCACACUGUAUGUUAUUAUGGCCCUAUUGAACAAACUCUUCUUUCCCUCGGCAACACCAACAACACCCGCAAAUUUAGCGGCGGCGCCCACGCUGACCGCGUCCGCAGCAGCAGCGGCAGCGUUAAUUAACAGCCAAACAACGACAUCAGCGGCAGCAACAGCAACAACAGCUUUGCCGGCACGUCCAACUCACUCCUCUGUCGGCGGCGGCAAUAGUUCGUCGUCCGCAAAAGCUACAAAACAAACUUCGCGAAAUUAUCUAAGUCGUUUCCCCUUCGAGGGCAGCCAGGUGCGAGUUUUGCUCUACAAAGAGGAUGACAGUCGGCGCCUACUCUUCGACUCAAAUGCCCUGCAGAAGGUGACCCACAGGGACUCAUCGGCCACCUCAGCAUCGGCAGCAUCCUCAUCAUCAUCCACGACGAGUGGCGGUGGAAAGUUCCUUAAAAAUGAAAAGUACACGUCGCUGCAGCAGAAUGGCAAGAUUCAGGCCAAGGCACAUUCCACCAACGGCAGCAACUUCAUCGAGGUGUGCGCGGAGUAUGGCUACAAGCACAAUCGACCCUCUGGAGCGGACAUCACACCGCUGGGCGAGAUGGUGUUUGGCUCCCUGCCCAUGUCCUUUUGCGGAACGGCCCUCAAGGUACACUGGCUGCCGGAGCCGGCGAGGAUACUGUGCUCUCAGGUCUACCUGACGCCCACCAGCAGUGGUUCCGGGGGUUCCGGCCAUUCGCCCUACUCCACGCUCUCCAUGAACAGCCUGGCGACGCCGCGCAGCUCAAUAUGCAGCGAACUCGGCUCCAUGGACGGUCUUUCGAUGAACUCGUUCUCGAUGCCGUUCAGCGUGAGUGUGGGCCGUCAGAUGAGCUUGACGCCACCGCUGGAUGUACCCGCAGCACCGGCGGACCAGCAGUCGCUAUCGAUUCAUUCGAUCGACUCGAGUGGGCCGCGCUACUCCUCCACAUACAGCACGGCCACAGACUCGGGAUAUUCGGCCAGCGGGAGUGGCAGCGGAGCUGGCGUGGAUCAGUGGUCCUAUCAGUACUCUUCCACGCGCAGCAGCUUGGGGAGCGUGCUCUCCGACCAGUCGGAUGCGAUGAGGAAGCUCAGCGUUGACUCGGCCUGCUACUCGGGCUCCUCGCCUUACCUGGACGGAUUUGCCAGCGAUGGCUGCCUGCAGCGACGAAUCUCACGCAAUUUGCGCACCUCCUUUGAGAACGAGCAUUCCAAGAACGAUUUUAUCGGCUUCCUAAGCGACAAUUAUGCGAUGGCUUCAGGCGGAGGUGGUGGUGGUGGAGCUGGAGGAGGCAAUGGCAGCGGCGGCAGCGAGGGCGGUGGCAUGGCUCCGCCACAGUACAGGCGCGCCAGCUACAGUGCGAACGAGUCGCGUAGCAAUCCGGAAAUCGGCCGGCGACAGGCCAACAUGCGUCGCAGGGCCAAGCUGGGACUGGCCGUGUGCAUCUCGAUGAGCGAGUCCUUCGAGGAGGAGAUGGAGCUGUUCUGCAGCGAGCAUAUUGCCCUGCUGGAGUCCAUGCUCAGCCGACUGAGGGCCAGCACAGAGCAUGCGUACAUCAAUCACAAGAACUUCCUGCAAAUCAUGUUCCAGGCGUGGCAGGAUACGCAACAGUGGUUCAGCGAUCUCUUCACCGCUCCGCGCAUCAAGACGCCCGUCUGGCUCAGCAUCACCACCAGCGGCAGCAAGUACUCCAAGACUGUGGCCGAGAGGUUCAUCAAGGAGCUGUGCGACCUGCUCUCUUUUGCUGACACCAAGGACUCUAAUUUCUUCAUCAGCACCAUGCUGACGGGGAUUCUCACGCAUCACCUGGGCUGGGUGGCCACCGUUUCCGCCUUCAAUAGCGCCGGCUCCAGGCGAUCGGAGUCCUCCGCCUCGGCGGCUGCCAUUGAGCAGCGGGCCAAGCUUAUCCAGGUGGCCCAGAAGCAUCCGUACAACGCUUUGUGGGCCCAACUGGGCGACUUGUAUGGCGCCAUCGGCAUGCCCCCAAAGCUGGCGCGCACCAUUGUUUGCGGAGCGGAGAAGCUCUGGGUGGAGAAGCUGCUUAACGUGCUCACCUACUUCAUACGCUGCAGCGAGGUGCGUCGAGCGGCCAAGCGAGAGGACUUCAACAAGCAACUCAUCAACGAUCUGGUUGUGGCGCAAGGCCAGAGCCAAAGUCAGACUGGUGCCGGUCAGGAGCGGCACAAAAGUCCUCCGACGCAGAUGCGGGGACUGAGCAGGGCGGCCACCUGCAAGCAGAAUCUGAAUGCCAUUGCCGAUGAUGCGGACGACGAGGAUGGCGAACUGAAUGGCUACGGCGAGGAUGAUGACAGCGAUUUGAAUCGCGAUGGGAUGGAUCCGGGAUCCAUAGAUGCCAGGGAUGGCAUGCAGACGCUGAAGAAGAACGAGAUUCCCACAGUGCUGGCCUUCCGGGAUUCGCAUUUUGUGCAGCAGGAGCUGCGAAUUGGCAACUACCUGAUGGACACGGGCAUUGACAAGAAGACGCUGCUGGCCCGCCAGGCGCAGCAGUAUUUUCGCACUGGCAAGGACGGCCGGAUCCGUUUGACAGUGACCACGCCAGAUAACGUGGAGCUGUGCAUGGAGGAGGAGCAGUCGAGCGGCACCACUGGCUCUGUGGGCACAGGCUCCGUCGAUGACGGGGCCAUCGAGGCCAUCGAGUUUAUCGAGGACAACAACGUGGAGGCGCCGCCGAAGAAGAACUUCUUCUGGAACAUGGUGCCAGUGGCGGGGGUUAAAGAGGGACUCAGUCUCAGUGAUCUGGCCAAGCUGCAGCAGGGCAUCCGGAUUAUCAAUCGUAAGCUGGAGCGCCGCUGCAGCAGCUAUUCCGUAGAGGGCGACCAGCCGCUGAUCAAGGCGGGCGGCGGACCCACUGACUUUGAGCCACUGAGCCACGAGAGAAGGGCCUCGCAUCUGUCCCUUUCGGAUCUCAUCACCCAGAACAGCAUGGGCAAGAGCGAUCGCAUGACCUGGGGCAUCGAGCCCAUCAAGGAGAACGUAAGUCUGGAGGAGCAGAUCCACUUUGACCACUGCCACAAGCUGAUCGAGCGUGAGCAUGGCAUUUGCCGGCAAACCUCAGCCGUUGACAAUGGCAAUGGCGUUGUCUUUGUCCUCGGCGACAACGAGCCGCUGGUCAAUCUAAAGAAGAGCAGCGAAGAUCUCAGUGGGGACCACGACACCAAACCUGGCCUGUUGCUCUGCGCCCAGCAUCAGCGCACCCACGACAGGAGCAAGCACUCGGGCAUGAAGUUCAACUUUGAGCAGUAUCCGCAGAUUGCUACCAACUACAUGAAGAGCAAGAACCUGGUGAUGUCCAACUACGAUUUGCUCAUGGACAAGGCCACCAAGCUGGAGGCCAGCGAGGCGGCGGCAGCUCUCAAGGGCAGUGACAGUACGGCCACCUUGGCGGCCAGUAGUAGCUCCACAGCCGCCCCGCCGACGCCUGUAACUCCCACGGCCACCACCACCACCAGCACGGAUCGCUGUGUGGUCUGCAGCAGUGGCGGUGGCGGGCUCAGCUCCUCGGCCACCUGGAACCAGACACCCUCCAACGCCACCGAGCUGGAGUUUGAAACCGACGAGGUGCACUGCUACAAUCAGAAUGUGACCAGCUCCAAGGUCCUACAGUCGGUGAACUCGGCGGCCUCCAUUGACACCCUCAAGUCGGCCGAGCCACUGAUUCCGACGACACCGCAGACCACGUACAUGCGUAAGCAGCAGCCCAAGCGGGUGCCCUCUGGGCGCAGCUCAGUGUCCUCGGUGGCCGCCAAGUGUGCGGCGGUUAAUGUCACCCAGCAGCUGCUGAAGUUGCCCGUUCCGGGUGUGAAGGAGUUGCCGCAGGACGACGACUCGCCGGGCGAACAACUGCGAGCCGGCUUCAUUCCCUCGCUGCUGCUGAGCGUCAGCGAUCACUAUGUCUCCGACAUGGUACUCCAGGGCACUUGUGCUCCGCCCAAUAAAUGGGAAAUGCAUCUGCGUGAGGAUCUGGCUUUGGCCGCGCGCUCUGCCUCGCUCAUCUCACAGCCGGCGGAGAAUAUAGCCAUUGUGGCGGACAUGGACAAGUGGGAUGUGCGGCUCAUAUCGUCGCAAACGCAGCAGUUUCCGUAUGCCGGUGGCCAGAGCUCGCCGGUGGGAAUGUCACAGCUGGUGUCCAGCAUGUUGGAAACCGUGCAGGCCAUGCAUGCCGGUGGCAUACCCGCCUAUGAGUGCCUGUCGUUUCUGGAGUCCAAGUUGCAGGAGAUCUAUCUGCAAUCGGAGACCCUGGCCGCCUUCCUGUUGGAAACAGAUCCCUGCCGGCUGAGCGAUAUCACCAAUCCGCUGCAGCUGUCCGAGAACGAUGUGCCGCUGCUGCUGUCCAUCGCCUAUAUACACACGCCCAAGAUCAGCCGCAAGUGCGGCAUCAGCUUCAGGUGACAGGUAACAGUCGCCGCCAGCUGAAGACCCCUUCAAUCAGCCUCUGCUCUCAUCAAGGCAUCAUCCAAAAAGCGAAACAUGCAAAUACUCCAGCGAAUUUUCAUUUCACUGAUUUUGUGAUAUAUAUUUAUAGACGUGAGUGAAUCUAGCGCCUUAAUGCAGGAUACGUUAGUGAGCCAUAGCUUAGCCUUAGUCCUCGAACCAGACCACUUCAUCGAUUCAUCGAAAUUUACCACAUCCACUCAUCACGCUCCCAUGAAGAAGUAUUGUAAAUUAUUUGGGUCAGAUUGCGCUGGCGAUGGCCGGCUUAGCAGCACUCGACGGGGCGCUGCUAUCGGAUCGAUCGGACGCCAAAAACAUAUCUUGCCCCGCCCCCUCCCCCCAAUUUUGUAGUGCUUGAUUUAGAUUUAAUAAUUUAUGACAGCCGUAAUAUAAUCAUAGAAUUAAUUGUAUACAUUUACAAUAUGCCUAGGGAAGGAGUGCAGCCACUAAAGUAAGUUAAAGAGCAUUCGAGGAAGUACCUCGAGGAUAUGCAGACAAAAUGUGUAUAUAUUUUUGCAAAGAAGAAUAUAAACAAAAACUGAAAAUA